AGCAAUGCAAGAACCUCGGCAACAGCAGCAGAGAACCCAUCGAUUUCCGUUUUGUCCAUCAACAUGGCGACGGCGCUAAUGGACGGCGAGCUCGACGCUAUCGUGAAGGUCUCGGCGGCUGUGUGGGCGGCGAUGUCCUACGCCCGCCUCGCCGCGGCGCGUCUCCGGCCAGGCGCGCCUCGCCUCGCCGCGCUUCUGCCCGUUGUCGCGCUCCUCUACGCGAUCCCUUUCGCCUUCUGGACCACCACAUUCCGCGGCACCUCGGGCUUCUUCCUCACCUGGCUCGGCUCCUUCAAGCUCCUCCUCCUCGCCACCGGCAGCGGACCCCUCGACCCCUCCCUCCGUCUCCACCAGUUCGUCUGCUCGGCCUCGCUUCCGGUGAAGCUCCGGAAGUCCACCGCCGCCGAAGAAAAGAGCAAAGCUCCCGUCCGGGGCCCCGCCAGGAUGCUCCUCUGCGGCGCCGUCAUCCCGGCCAUCAUCUACGCGUACCAAUUCAAGGACUCCAUGAACCGGUACCAACUCCUCGCUCUGUACACCCUGCACAUCUACUUCUCGCUGGAUCUCCUACUCGCCACCGUCCACACCGUGAUCCACGACCUGCUCGGCAUGGAGAUGGAGCCGCAGGUGGACCACCCGUACCUGGCGUCGUCGCUGCGCGACUUCUGGGGCCGGCGGUGGAACCUCAUGGUGCCCUCCAUUCUCCGGCCGUCGGUGUUCCGCCCCGUCCGCGCGCGCCUCGGCAACGCGGCCGGCGUCAUGGCGACGUUCCUCGUGUCCGGCCUCAUGCACGAACUGAUCUUCUACUACAUCAUGUGGAGCCCGCCCAGCGGCGAGGUGACCGCGUUCUUCCUCCUGCACGGCGCAUGCGCUGCCGCGGAGGGCUGGUGGGCGUCGCACCCAGGGUGGUGGCGGCCCCCGCGGGCGGCCGCGGUGCCGCUAACGCUGGCGUUCGUGGCCGGGACGGGGUUCUGGCUGUUCUUCCCGGCCAUGGUCAAGGGCGGCCUUGACGAGAUGGUGCUGCAGGAAUGCCAGGGCAUGGUGGCGCUCAUGGAGCAGGCCGGCCGGCGGCUCGCCGGCGCCACGGAUCUCGUCUCCUCGACCAUUUGACCGAUUGACCAAAUCAAAUUGCAAGUUGGCUGUGAUGAUGGCUGUGUUAUGUUCGCCUCACGAUUUAGAUCCAAUGGAUGCCAUGGUGUGGUUGGUGGAUCCGUACUUAAGGAUGUGCUGAUUGAUACUGUUGCUUUGCCGAUGGACUUGCAGAAGAAGAGACUGUUGAUGACCCUGCGUUGACCAAAUACAGCCACGGGCGACCAGAUUCCAAAAGCCGCUAGAAGACAUGGCGAAUCCGAUCCGAAAUAGAGUUGACUCCAUCAAAUAAGGAAAAGUGUGGAGAUUUAUCUUAGUUUUAGAUUCAUUUGUACCGGUUCAUGUCGUAACCAACUAGGAUUUUUGUUUGCUCCGGGGUAUAAAUAUAAACCCAUGAGCCUUGUAAUGAAUAAUUAUCAAUCAAUCAAUAUAACCUUUCCGCGCUA
Messenger RNA from Setaria italica (foxtail millet), 1532 nucleotides. RefSeq names its product probable long-chain-alcohol O-fatty-acyltransferase 4. The transcript is spliced from 2 exons. The record is from RefSeq and is a predicted model, not a curated record. The coding region runs from base 64 to 1107 and encodes 347 amino acids. NCBI's taxonomy places the organism in Eukaryota, Viridiplantae, Streptophyta, Magnoliopsida, Poales, Poaceae. Gene Ontology annotation, biological process: lipid metabolic process.